Messenger RNA from Lepisosteus oculatus (spotted gar), 6649 nucleotides. RefSeq names its product polyamine-modulated factor 1-binding protein 1. Gene Ontology annotation, biological process: spermatogenesis. Lineage: Eukaryota; Metazoa; Chordata; Actinopteri; Semionotiformes; Lepisosteidae. The record is from RefSeq and is a predicted model, not a curated record.
GAAAUCUUUCACUUCCACUCCACACACCAACUCCGGCUGGCUUGAGCCCACACAGCUCAAGGCGGCUCGGCCGCCGCCAUUGGCCGGGGCGCCGUGCCCGCAGGGCGGACUCCUCGCCUUGAUUGGCCCGAGGGGGUGGUUCGUUAGCAGGCGGAGGCGGCGGCCGGUGUGCGCAGGUGGUUGCAGCGGGAGAAGAAGUUCCCUGGGCGGGUUAAAGGUGUAGCCAGGGAAGCCUAACUGGUCCGGGUAUGGGGGGUGGAUGUUUCAAAAAUGCUUAGAGCGGCGCAGGAAAGGGAGCCCACUGCGGCGUGGUGCAGGCCGUUUCAGGUCGGGUCGGCAGAACCAGCACCAAGCCGGGGUGAAAUGAUAAGCAGCAACAUUGCAACAGGUUAUAGGUCAGCUGCUGGGGACAGUGGGUCCUGCAGGGGUGCCCAGCGCCCAGCAGAGAUGCAGAAACUCCUGACGGAAUUCAGGGCGUUGUACCACGAGCGCCUUCGACGAAUUGACCAGUCACAUGAGGGCAGGGAGGAGACGCUGCAGCUGAAGACUGAGGUGCUGCAGUCAUUUGUUCGAGACCUGAGUGAACAGAAUGAGGUUCUGAUCCAAACACUGGAUGAGCUGGAGAGCGUCUCUGAGGAACGAGUGAGCAACCUGCACAAAGAGCUGCAGGCUUGUGUCUCAAGAUUAAAAGACGGAGAGGAGGAAAACCAUGCUCUGCGCAUGACAAAGGACAAUAUGGAGCAGGAGAUCUUGGAUCUUCGGUCAAGACUGAGCUCCACAGAGGACCAGAUGCUGCUGGUGAAAUCUGGUGGAACCAUGCGCCACAGCAGUAAUUGUCGCCCAUCUUUGGCUCUGCGCCCGAUGCCAACAGAGCACCCUCCGGGAACCACGGCAACGCUCCCCGGCACCCCCUCGGGGCAAGGUCAUGAAGAAUAUCUUGAAGACUUUAAGGCCCAGAUGUCUACUCAGGAACACCUGAUACACAAGCUCCAUCAACAGCUCCAGGAGGUCACUCUUUCCCAAGAAGAGACCCAAGCCAAGGUGGUGGAGCGCGAGUCCAAGAUCCAGGAGCUGCAGAACAUGAUUACAGAGCUGCAUCAGGAGAUCUCCCUGAAGGAUGAGGAGAAACUGAUGCAGCUGAAUGAGGUGCACAGGCUGGAAGGCAGAGUCAAGGAGCUGGCCCAGGAGGUAUGGAAUGCAGAGGAGACCAUUAGCCAGCUCAGGAAGGAGGUGGCUGGCACUGCGACUGGAGUGCGCAACACUGUGCUGGGCAGAAGUGUGGGUGAUGAGCAGGUCUCGUCAAGCCAGGACUUCCAGUCAUCCCUGUGGAGAGGGACGGAGCUGCUGAAGACUGAGCUGUCGCAUCGGGAUGCUACGAUCCAGAAGCUCCGCAGAGACGUUCUAGCGUCUCAUCAGGCCCGGGAUUCGCUGUGUGCUGAGUUGGACGUCCAGGAGCAGAGGAUUUCUCAGCUGCAGAGGGAGCUGCAGAAGAGCCAGGCUGAGCUCCAGCAAGGACAGAGCCGUGCCCAGCAGCUGCACAGGGAUUUGCACACAGCGGGGCAGCAAGGAGAGGAACUCCGCAGACAGUUAGCUGAGGUGACCGGUCAUCUGGAGCAGUUGAAGGAAGAGAACAACACUCUGAGGGGAUGUAAGCUGGAGCUCAGUGAUGAGGUUGAAAGGCUGGCGGCCGCGGUGUGCUCUCUGCAGAGAGCUGCUGAAGAGAGAGGGGCCUCGGAGGCUCUGGAGGCUGGGCGGCGCUGCCAGGGCUUGGAGAGCCAGCUUUCUGAGACCCGAGCCCAGCUCGCCCACUGCCAGGACAGAGCGCGAAGGCUGCAGGAUGAAGCACGAGCUGCCUGCAAGAGGGCAGAGGAGAGAGAGGUCUUUUUCCAGGCUGAGGUGUCCAGUCUGAAGACUGACAGCAAAGAGCUGGUGGAGAGGAAGUCUGAGCUGCAGUCCCUGCAGAGGGCCUAUGAAGACUUGCAGGUUCGAGAAAGUGACCAGGAGAGAGAGCUCAGUACCCUGCACACCCAACUGAACCACGCCAGGGAGGAGCUGCACAGUGUCACUUACAAGUGCACACAGAGGGAGACAACCGUGCUGGAGCUGCUGGAGGAGAAGCAGAGGCGGGCAGAGCUGUGCGCUGAGCUUCAAGCAGAGGUGGAGCGUGUGAAAGCCCAGCUCCACAGAGAGAGUGAGGGCCUGGAGAGAGAAAGGCAGGAGCUGCACAGGAAGCUAAUCCAACAGGAAGAAGAAACUGAAAAACUGAAGCAAGACCACAUACACCUCAGGGACAAGAUCACAGCUGCAGAGCGCAAGGCUGAGCAGAGUGGAGCUCGGGCUGCAGAGCUCCAGAGGCAGCAGGAGGAGAGCAGCCAGCGGCACAGGGAGCUGGGGGAGAGGCACCGCGCAGCUGCGGAGGAGCUGACCCAGCGAGACAGAGAGCUGGGACAGCUGCGCGCGGAGCUGGCCGCCGCCGAGGCAGCCCGGCACGAGGCUCUGCGGAGCAGCCAGCUCCAGGAGGAGCAGGUCCAGAGACUGGGAGCUGAAAACCAGAGUUACCAGGACAGGCUAGGGGAGCUGCAGGCCAAGCUGUGGGAGAAGGAGGAGAGGCUGGCUGCCCUAGGUUCAGAGGCUGCCUCUCUCAGGGCAGAGCUGCAGGCUCACGGCAGUGAUGCUGAGGCUCUCCGCCAGCAGCUCCACACCUCCCAGGACGCACUGCAGCACGUCACCGCAGACUUGAGAGCAGCCAGGAGAGAGGCAGAGGACCAGGUGGCUCAGAGUGAGGACAGGAUUGCAGAGUUCCAGGCUGACAUGGCUCAGCUUCAACAGCAGUAUUCUACCUGCUACAGUCAGCUGGUACAGGAGGAGGAGAGCACUGCGAGGUUGAAGGCAGAACUGCAAGACAUUGCAGAGCAACGGGACAGACUGGCCUCUCAGGUCUCAGAGCUCAGUGCGGAGACUCAAAGGCUCCAUGCUGAGCUUGGGCUGAUCACUGAGAAACACAGGGCAGCACAAGAGGAGGUGGGCAGUAGGGAUGACGCAGUCCUGAAACUCACAGCUGAGCUGAAGAUCAUCCAGGAGAACCUGAGAGCUUCUGAAGAGGAGCUAACAGUAAAGGGUUCAGAGGUGCAAAAUCUGUCCAGGAAGAUGAAAGACCUGCAGAGUGAUAUGAGGACCCUGCAGGACAUCCUGAGUCAGAAGGAGGUUGCUAUGAGCCGGCAGGAGCAAAACUUGGCUGAGCUCCAGCAGGAAAGAGAGAGACUCCUCACACAGAGCGAAGACCAGGAGAGGGCACUGUCCCAGCUGCAGGGCGAACUGCAGUGCUGCCGCACCGAGAUGAGGGAGCAGGCAGAGAGGGGCGAAGGAGAAGUGGCCAGGCUGCGAGGCGAGCAGGAGGCCUGUCAGAGGGAGCUGCAGGACACACUAGGCCGCCUGCAACAGUACCGCGCCACAGUGGACCGGCUCAGCACCGACCUGGAGCUGGCCCAGAGACUGCACAGGGAAGUGGAGGAGGAGGUGUCCCAGCGUGAGAAGCGUCUGCGAGAUCAGGACUCGGAGGCGGCUCGCCUGCAGACGGACCUGCAGGAGAGGGUGUCGGAGGCGGCGGCGGCCAAGGCCCACUGUCAGUCGCUGUCGGACUCGCUAGACGUGUACAAGCAGAAGUACCAGACCUGUCUGGCUAAGGUGACAGACCUAGAGAGCACGCUGCAGGCCAGGGAGGAGGAUCUGAAGGAGUCAAGAGCACAGGUGUCAGAGCGUGACGAUGAAAUCCUGAGGCUGCGGGCAGAGGCCAUGGUGCUGCACACAGACCUGGAAUCUCAUUACACCCAGCUGGAAAGCAGUGAUGAGGCCAUCAGCACCCUGAGCCAGCAGCUGCGGGACACCCAGAGACAGCUGGAGGACAGUAGCAAACACAGCAAGGAGUGCGAACUGGUUAUCCACACGCUGAGAGACCAGACAGCAGCACUGCAUGCCCAGUUGGAGGAGCAGGAGGAGAUGGUGGUGAAGAUUCAGACUGAUUUCUCCGCGUACCGAGCGACACAUGCCCAUUCUGACUCUGAGUACGAGGCACAGCUCUCACACAUCGAGCUGCUCAAACAGGAACUGUCCUGUGCUGUGGAACAGUGUGCUCAGGGCUCCCAGCAGCUCAGCGAAUGCCAGGCGGCUCUGCGGCAACUCAAGGAGGAGUUGUGCAAGCUGUCAGAGCAGAGGACCAACAGCAUGAAAGAGGUGCUGAAGCAGGAGGAGCUGGUGAGGCAGCUGCGCGCGGAGGUGGGAGCCGCGACUCUGAGGAGGCAGGUGGAGGUGGAGGCACUGGAGCAGUCCAUAGCCAGGCUGGAGGAGGACCUCAGGGAAGCCAACCGGCUGUUGGCCCAGAAGGAGCAGGCCGUGCAGAAGAGGGACGAUCUUUUGAGGAAAUCAGAGGCAGAUCUGAUGGACGCUCGUGAGCUGAUCAGAGGGAAGAAAACAGAGGUUGAGCGGAAGGCAACAGUGGUAAAAGGCCUUGAGGCUGAUAUCCAGAGGCUGAGACGCGAGAGCCGACAGAGACAAAGUGAGAGAGCCGCCCUGCAGGCUGAAGUGCUGCAGCUCAAGGAGGACUUGAAGGAAGUGCACACCCAGUUCAGGGACACAGCCCAGCAGCUGGCACGCCAGGAGGAGAAGGUGGUGCUCGCGGAGGGGGGGCAGCACCGGGCCCAGGAGCAGCUGGGCGAGCGGGUGGCGGAGGUGGUGCGCCUGGAGCAGACCCAGAGGAGGCUGCAGGCUGAGCUCCGGAGAGUGAAGGAGCGGCUUGCGGACGCUGACCAGGAGAUAGAGGAUUACAGGAGCCUGAUGGAGCGUCUGAAGGCGGAGGUGAGCGACUGCAGGCAAGCCCAGCACACCACGCAGCAGGAGGAAUCCAGGCACCUGCAAGGGGUGCAGAAGCUGGAGGGGGAGCUGGCCAGAAGCAAGGAGCACAUCAAGACUCUGCAACAACAGCUCCACGAGCAGGUAGAGACAAGUCGGGCACUGCGGGUAGAGCUGGCACAGGAACAGACCAGACAGCACGGGCAGCAGCGCAGCCUGCAGAGUGCCAGGGAGAGAGAGAGUGAAUUGGAGAAGGAGAGUGAAGACCUAAGAAAAGCUCUGCUUGCCACACAGCAAAAGCUAAAGGAUGGCGAAAAACAGAUCUGCAGCCUACAGGAGCACAUGUCUGAGCUCCAGAGCACCUCCCAUGGCCUGCGAGAGGAACAUGCAGCCAGCCAAACCCAGCUGCAGCUGUCCAGGAGGGAACUGGAGGCAGCACAGAAUCAAAACCAGAGACAGAGUCAGGAGGUGGCCAGAUUGGAAGAAAUGGUGUCGAGGCUGAAGGCACAGCUUGAGGCAGCCCAGGAGAGUGGCAGACAGGCAAUGCGAGAGACAGCCGCAGCAGAACAGAAAGCUCACGAUCUGAGGCUGGAGCUGACCUCUGCCCAGGGCGCACACAAGGAGAACAUGGAGCAGCUGAGCACCCGGAGCUAUGAGUUGGCAUGCCUGCGCAAGGAGCUGUCCCGCUCUCAGCAGCGCGAGACCCAGCUGGCUCAGGAGCACACGGCCCAGGAGAGCAGGCUUGCCCAGCUGGCCGCAGAGCUGCACAGCCUGCGCAGCCUCAGCAGACACUCACAGGAGGAGGCUCGCACCUACGAGGGGCGACUGUCAGAGCUCAGUGCCCAGCUGGCCGUCGCUCAACGCUGGGGGCAGGAGCAGCUGGCAGAACUGGAAUCCAGAGAGGAGGGAAUGGUGGUCCUCAAAGUAGAGCUUGCGUCACUGAAGGAGAAAUACCACGCCAAGGCCAAGCAGAUUGAUGCCUUACACUCAGAACUGGACUUAAUGAAGCAGAAGUAUGAGGCGGCAGCUAACGAGGUGCAGGUGCUGCGCCAGUCACUGGGAAACGCUCGAUCAGACAGCUCCCGUCUCCACCGUGAGAGUGAACUGGUCGUGUCCAACGUCAACCAGUGGGUGAAGGAACAGAAGCAAGCUAAUGAAAAACUGGGAAACAAGAUUAAGGAGCAGAGCAAACAGAUAGUCCACCUAAUGGCUGAGAAGGACCACCUACAAGAAAGCAUGGAGGGCCUGCAGAGAGAGAACAGGAAGCUGAAAGCUGAGGUGGACGAGAGAAGGAUGGAGGUGGAGAGGUUUAGGGCACUUCAGGCCAGUCAGUCAGACCAGUGCAGUGCCUUAACACGCUUACGGAGCCAACAGCCAGACCCGGAAGACAGGCUGCAGGGCUGGCUGAGAGCACAAGAGCUAAGUAAGAGUUCUAGUGGGGAGGUAGCUACAGCCCUUUUUAAUAAUAAUCAGACCACCCCGCACAACAAGAGGGACGUUAAGCAGUCGAGGGGCUCUGAAGAAGAAAGCUCUGGCUGCCAACCUGGGCUGCAGUUAGACCAUCACAGAGGGGCUGACGUCCUGCCCAUACCAAGCCCUGGUCAACCUCAGAGAGGGGCAGUGGCCAGAACAUGCCCCUGAGAAGACAGUGCUGCACACUGGCCUCCAGCUGAACUCUUGUUGAACAGGCCAGAGAUAAUUCACACACAUCGUGCCUUACUGGAGAGCCUCAGACUCACUGAACUUAAGCCAGAUGUGUUUUUUGGUAUCGUUUAAACAAUGAGCAUUAAAAAAACACACAGGA